AUGCUUGCUAAUCCACGGCCUCUAGGAGGCUCCACCAUGUACGUACUUACAAUCGCAUUGCUAGCCUUCAUCGCGCAACAUGCAACGGGACAGCUGUCCACGUACCAGCUCACGACCUGCCCGGGCAAAACGACCUGCAGCCAAUGCAUCCAGACAACCAACUGCCGCUGGUGUACGAUGCCCAACUUUACACAUCCGCGCUGUCACGGUCAGAUCGAGAAGUACUGCCCGGAAGAGUAUACCGUCGAUCCGAGCAAUACGUUCCAGCUGGUACAGGGCCGUGAGCUAACGAAACCUUCGCGGCGCGUGCUGGAGGGCCAGAGUGAGCGCGAAUCGUACUACUCGUCGAGUCACUAUCAAUCAUCUUCAUCCUCAUCGUCCUCGUUUCAACAGUCAUCGUCAUCGUACGAGUCGGAAUCCGCUGCUGGCAGUAUCGUCCAGAUAUCACCGCAGCGCGUCAGCCUAAAGUUACGCUUGAAUGAGGCGUUUCGGUUUAAUGUAAACUACGCGCAGGCCGAAGACUAUCCCGUCGAUUUGUACUAUCUGAUGGAUCUGUCCAAAUCGAUGGAGGACGAUAAGACGAUCCUGUCCACGCUGGGUGCCGAUCUUGCGUCCGAGAUGCGAAAGAUUACCAGCAAUUUUAAGCUCGGUUUCGGAUCGUUUGUUGAUAAGGUGCUGAUGCCAUACGUGUCGACCGUACCGAAGAAACUGGAGCAUCCAUGUGAUGGAUGCAAUGCACCAUACGGUUACCUACAUCAUAUGUCGCUUAGUUCGGACUCCAACCUCUUCACCCACGAGGUACAACGUGCCAACGUUUCGGGUAACUUGGACGCACCGGAAGGAGGGUUUGAUGCGAUCAUGCAAGCAAUCGUCUGCCGCGAACAGAUCGGAUGGCGCGAAAAGGCUCGGCGACUGCUGCUGUUCUCUACCGAUGCUGGCUUUCACUAUGCGGGCGAUGGCAAGCUGGGCGGUGUGAUUACACCGAACGAUGGCGAAUGCCAUCUGGACCAUAACGGCCGUUACACCCAUUCGACCACACAAGACUAUCCGAGCAUAUCGCAGAUCAACCUGAAAGUGAAACAGAAUGCCAUCAACGUGAUCUUUGCUGUGACGGCGGAAGAGCUAUCCGUGUAUGAGCAACUGUCCCGGUUGGUGGAAGGUUCAUCCGCUGCCAAACUUUCGAACGAUUCGUCCAACAUCGUAUCGUUGGUACGCGACCAAUACAAUAAAAUUUCCUCGUCAGUCGAGAUGAAGGACAACCGUACGGAUAACGUGAUCGACGUCAAGUAUUAUUCACGCUGCCGCAACACGAACGGUGCGCUCCAGCAAACGAAUCGCUGCGAAGGGCUAAAAGUGGGCGAUGUCGUAACGUUCGAGGCACACAUUACGCUGCUCCAGUGUCCGAACGAUCCACGCGACUGGCAUCAAGUGCUGCAGAUCUAUCCGGUUGGUAUUAACGAAAGUUUGACGGUAGACAUCGAGAUGCUAUGCAGCUGUCCCUGUGAACAUCCGUCCGAUCCGGAGUACCGCGAACGGGCCGACGAGUGCAGCAAUGCAGGCACGUACAAGUGCGGUAUCUGCGAAUGUGAUGGCACGAACCAUGGGCAGCGUUGCGAAUGUUCCGCGUUGGAUAGUCUGCUCGAGCCGGGCAUGGUAGAUGCCUGCCGGAUGUCGAACGCAUCGGAAGAGUGUAGCGGCCGUGGUCAGUGCGUGUGUGGGGUGUGCGUUUGCGAACGACGCCCCAAUCCGGACGAGCUGAUUGAGGGACGGUACUGCGAGUGUGAUAAUUUCUCGUGUGAUCGUCCGGGUGGUUUGCUGUGUUCUGGACCGGAUCAUGGACGGUGCGUGUGCGGACAGUGCGAGUGUCGGGACGGCUGGACCGGACCGGCCUGUGACUGUCGGGCAAGCAACGAAACCUGCAUGCCACCCGGUGGUGGUGAGCUUUGCUCGGGCCAUGGUACUUGUGAGUGUGGCACGUGUCGGUGUACCGUGACCGAGGACGGCCGAUAUACGGGACGGUACUGCGAAAAGUGCCCAACGUGCGCUGGACGGUGCAACGAGUUCAAGCAUUGCGUCCAGUGCCAGCAGUACAAGACUGGGCCGCUAGCUACAUCGAACGAGUGUGCAACCAACUGUACGCUGUUCGUACCGAUCCCAGUUGAGAAAGUAACGAUUGACGAGGAGCGUAACGAUAACAAAUGCACGUUCUUCGACGAGGACGACUGUCGAUUUGAGUUCUCGUACAACGAUAGCGACCAGGACAAGGUGAUCGUGACGGCACAGGAAGAGCGAGACUGUCCGCCGAAGGUGUUUAUGCUUGGCAUUGCGCUGGCUGUCAUUGCUGUGGUCGUGCUGAUUGGUAUGGCCGUACUGUUGCUGUGGAAGGUGCUCACGUCCAUCCACGAUCAGCGAGAGUUUGCUCGGUUCGAGAAAGAGCGCAUGAUGGCGAAAUGGGAUACGGGAGAGAACCCAAUCUACAAGCAAGCGACAACAACAUUCAAAAAUCCAACGUACGCCGGCAAGUGAGCGAACAA
Molecule: messenger RNA, 2534 nt
Organism: Anopheles maculipalpis
Lineage: Eukaryota; Metazoa; Arthropoda; Insecta; Diptera; Culicidae
Gene: mys
Product: integrin beta-PS
Exons: 6
Coding region: 1-2526 (841 amino acids)
Biological process (GO): integrin-mediated signaling pathway; cell adhesion mediated by integrin; cell migration
Cellular component (GO): integrin complex; focal adhesion; cell surface
Molecular function (GO): integrin binding
Source: RefSeq, a predicted model, not a curated record